Myotis myotis is the source of this 2682-nucleotide messenger RNA. RefSeq names its product threonyl-tRNA synthetase 3 (gene TARS3). Gene Ontology annotation, molecular function: ATP binding; threonine-tRNA ligase activity. Gene Ontology annotation, biological process: threonyl-tRNA aminoacylation. NCBI's taxonomy places the organism in Eukaryota, Metazoa, Chordata, Mammalia, Chiroptera, Vespertilionidae. Gene Ontology annotation, cellular component: cytoplasm. Bases 127 to 2631 code for a protein of 834 amino acids. The record is from RefSeq and is a predicted model, not a curated record. The transcript has 20 exons.
CCCUCCCCGUCGCCCUGCCCCUCGCGCUGUGUCCCGUCCCCGCUGCCCCUCCGUCCUCCCCGUCCCCGCCGCCACUGCCACCACCUGCCACCCCGCGCGGCGCUCUUGCCGAGGGAGGCGGGCGCCAUGGCGGCCGAGGCCCUGGCGGCCGAGGCGGUGGCUUCGCGCCUGCAGCGGCAGGAGGAGGACAUCCGCUGGCUGUGGGCCGAGGUCCAGCGCCUGAGGGACGCGCAGCUGAACGCGCCGGACCGCGGCCCGGCCGAGGGGCCCUGCCUCACGCGGGAGGUGGCGCAGCUGCGGGCGGAGAACCGCGACCUGCGGCGCCGCCUGUCCCGCCUGCGGCUGUGCCUCGCGGAGGAGCAGAGCCACCAGGCGGCGCCGGAGGAGGCCGGGCGCGCGGCUGCCGGCGCGCAGGAGCUGGAACAGCAGCUUCCUUUGCUUGGAAAGAAAAGAAAAUGCUGGCGCGUUGAAAGCUCUGUUCCUCGCUUGGGCAGGUUGGGGUCUUGCUGUCUUGAGGUCUGGCCUCCUCCUCGCCAAAACCAAGGAAAGGACAUUCAAAAUGCGACGGAGGAACGGGAGCCUGAGAGCGAGGUGAGAAACCAACCAGACUUCAUAAAGGAAAGACUGGCCCUGUUUGAGACAUUGAAGAAAGAGCAUCAGCUGUCACGUGCCCCCGGUGGGAGCCAGGGGAGCGCAGGCGAAGCCAUCACAGUGAGGGUGGCCGAUGGGAAAACCGCGGAAGGGGAGGCGUGGAAAACCACACCGUACCAGGUGGCUGCUGACAUCAGUCGAGAGCUGGCCGAAAGCACCGUAAUAGCCAAGGUCAAUGGUGAAUUAUGGGACUUGGACCGCCCGCUGGAGGGGGACUCCACGCUGGAGCUGCUUACGUUUGACAGUGAGGAGGCACAGGCUGUGUACUGGCACUCCAGCGCCCACGUCCUGGGCGAGGCCAUGGAGCUCUACUAUGGAGGCCACCUGUGCUACGGUCCACCCAUCGAGGACGGGUUUUAUUACGACAUGUUCAUCGAAGACAGAGCCGUGUCCAGCACGGAGCUGCCGGCGCUGGAGAGCAUCUGCAAGACGAUUACAAAGGAAAAGCAGCCUUUUGAAAGGUUGGAAGUCAGCAAGGACGUCCUUCUGGAGAUGUUUAAGUACAAUAAGUUUAAGUGCCGCAUUUUGAACGAGAAGGUUAACACUCCAACCACCACGGUUUACAGGUGCGGCCCGCUCAUCGACCUUUGUAAAGGCCCCCACGUGAGACACACCGGAAAAAUCAAAACCAUAAAAAUUUUCAAGAAUUCCUCCACCUACUGGGAGGGCAACCCCGCCAUGGAAGUGCUGCAGCGGGUCUACGGGAUAUCCUUCCCCGAGAGCAAGGCGAUGAGAGCCUGGGAGAAGGUCCAAGAGGAGGCCAAGAGCCGAGACCACCGGCGAAUCGGGAAGGACCAAGAGCUUUUCUUUUUCCACGACCUGAGUCCGGGCAGCUGUUUCUUCCUUCCCAGGGGAGCCUUCAUCUAUAACACACUGAUGGAUUUCAUCCGCGAGGAGUAUCACCGCCGGGACUUCACGGAAGUGCUCUCUCCCAACGUCCUCAACAGUAAACUCUGGGAGGCCUCAGGCCACUGGCAGCACUACAGCCAGAACAUGUUCACCUUCCAUGUGGACAAGGACACUUUUGCCCUUAAACCCAUGAACUGCCCAGGGCACUGUCUCAUGUUUGCCCACCACCCGCGGUCUUGGAGGGAAAUGCCCAUUCGAUUUGCCGACUUUGGGGUUCUUCAUAGAAACGAGCUGUCGGGAACCUUGAGUGGCCUGACCCGGGUUCGACGCUUCCAGCAGGACGACGCCCACAUCUUCUGCACCGUGGAGCAGAUUGAAGAGGAAAUCCGGGGGUGUCUGCAGUUCUUGCAGUCUGUUUACUCCACGUUCGGCUUCUCCUUUCAACUGAAUCUGUCAACACGGCCGGAGAACUUCUUAGGCGAGCUCGAGCUAUGGGACGAGGCUGAAAAGCAACUGCAGAAGAGCUUGAUGGAAUUUGGAAAACCAUGGAAGCUGAACCCAGGAGAUGGAGCAUUUUAUGGCCCUAAAAUUGACAUCAACAUCAAGGACGCCUUGGGCAGGUCCCAUCAGUGUGCGACCAUCCAGCUGGACUUCCAGCUCCCGCGGAGGUUUAAUCUCACCUAUGUCAGUAAGGACGGGGAUGACAAGAAGAGCCCUGUGAUCAUUCACCGAGCCGUUCUGGGCUCAGUGGAAAGAAUGAUAGCCAUCCUGUCGGAAAACUACGGGGGGAAGUGGCCUUUCUGGCUGUCUCCGCGUCAGGUGAUGGUCAUCCCUGUGGGUCCGACUUGUGACAAGUAUGCACUUCAGGUGUCCAGCACAUUUUUUGAAGAAGGAUUCAUGGCCGACGUCGAUUUAGAUCAUAGCUGUACACUGAAUAAGAAAAUCCGAAACGCACAGCUGGCUCAGUAUAAUUUUAUUUUGGUGGUUGGAGAAAAGGAAAAAGCAAACAAUGCUGUCAACGUUCGAACAAGGGACAACAGAAUUCAUGGAGAGGUAUCACUCGCUUCUGCCAUCGAGAAAUUGAAGAAUCUCAAGAAAUCGCGGACACUAAAUGCUGAGGAAGAAUUCUGAAGUCUUUCCUUGCUCUCCCUUCUGUGUAACCUUGUUUUGACACCCCCACCC